Molecule: messenger RNA, 2710 nt
Organism: Raphanus sativus (radish)
Lineage: Eukaryota; Viridiplantae; Streptophyta; Magnoliopsida; Brassicales; Brassicaceae
Exons: 17
Coding region: 1-2616 (871 amino acids)
Source: RefSeq, a predicted model, not a curated record
AUGCUGCAGUUGUAUCCUGGGAAUCUGAGCGCUAUGCAACCGUCACACUACGGGGCUUGUCCCUAUCGUAGUGAAAUAAGGUUCCUACAAUCACCUGAGCAAUGGCGAGCUAUAACUCAGAUCAUAAACGAGGGCAGAUCAGGGGGUCAGUCAGAGAAGCUUUCUGGUAAGCCUAUUGGUGAUGUUAUUAUCGACUCGGGUGCAUCGCACCAUAUGACAGGGAAUAUAUCUCUGCUUAUAAACGUAAGGAGCACGCAACCAUGUAUUGUUGGUUUUGCGGAUGGAGGGACUUCUACCUCUACACAGAUGGGUGAUAUGGUUCUUACUGAUCGUAUCUCACUCAGAGAUGUGCUCCUUGACCGUUCUUCGAAGACUCUGAUUGGAGCCGGUGAAGAGCGUGGUGGGGUUUAUUUCUUCAAGGAUGUGAGAGUGGCACGAGCUAACAGGGCUGAUGAGAAGGGAGAGAUUAACGUGGAGGAAAGGGCACUGGUUAGUGGUCCUGAUGAUGAUUGGAUUAUCAAUGUGGUUGAGAAGGAUAAGGGAAAGGUUUCUUGCAUAGAAGAGAAGUCAGCAGGGACUGAAGCAGCUAAGUCUGUUAAGGAUGCAGUGCUUGAUGCAUCAACUAUGACACCGGAACAUAGUGUAGUAGCUACAAAACAGAGCAGUAGCGAUGGCGUAGUUGACAAGGAGACUGAUAAGGGCUCUACUGAAACAAAAGAACCAGAGUUGGGCAGAGGUUGCAGAGAGAAGAUACCGUCGGUUAAGUUGCGAGAUUAUAUUAACUACAAUGCGUCUGUUCUCGCUGAACAAAAAAACCCAUCACGGUCUCGCCUCCUCUGUUACAAAAUCAGAGUCUCCGUUGACAGUCCAAGUGUGGUUGAUUUGCCACCUGGAAAGAAAGCUAUUGGAAAUAUGUGGGUCAAUAAAUACAAGUACAAUGCGGAUGGGACUAUGGAGAGACCCAAAUCUCGGUUGGUGGCUUUAGGAAACAGACAGGAAAAGGUUUGGAUAGUGCACCAGAUGGAUGUGCACAACGCCUUUUUGCAUGGUGAUCUUAAAGAGGAGGUUUACAUGAAGCUUCCCCCGGGGUUUCGAGCUUCAGAUCCGAACAAGGUUUACUGCGACGCGGACUGGUCCGCUUGUCCUACUACUAGGAGAUCGCUAAGUGCUUAUGUAGCACUUGUGGGGGAGUCGCCAGUGUCUUGGAAGACCAAGAAACAAGGAGUUGUGUCGCAUUCUUCGGCGGAGUCGGAGUAUCAUUCUAUGGCGUUGGCAACAAGGGAAAUUAAGUGGUUGAGAAGUCAAGCAAUUCUACAAACUUAUACAGAAACUCAGCUAAAGAACGCCCCGAUGGAUUUGUUUGAUAGUGAUGAUGAGACGUGUAGUUUAAGCUCCUUCUACACCAUGCCGUCUGAGAGACCUCGCAUGGAUGAAGUUCACGUUCCCAAAGAUUUAAUGUUGGAUCAAUCUCUUGAUGCUCUCUAUGAGAAAAGGAGUUCAACGAGAGAGCAAGCUUUGGCCUCCAUUGUUGACGCAUUCAAGAGCGACUUGCAGCAUGAGUUUGUGGAAAAGAACUUUGCCACCUUGUUGCAUCGGUGUUUACGCUGCAUCAAGAAAGGGUCCAGUAAGGAGUCCUCACUAGCAUCACAUGUUAUUGGGUUGCAAGCUUUGACUGUUGGACUUGGGGAUCAAGCACAAGAGAUUCUAGAAGAAUCUGUCACUCCUCUCUCUCAAGCCCUUAAAUCUAGUGGUGCAGCCUUGAAGAUAACUUCGAUUCUUGAGUGUUUAGCAGUGAUAACCUUUGUUGGUGGAACCAAUGCUGAUCAAACCGAGAGAUCUAUGCAAAUAAUAUGGCAAAUGAUUCAUCCUGAACUGGUUUCUAAUGUUGUUGCAACCCAAACUUCACCUGCUGUGAUAACAACCGCUGUCUCUUCAUGGGCGUUUCUACUCAUAACAGUUGAUAGAUGGACCCUAGGUCCCAAAAUUUUGCAAGAGACCGUAGCUUAUCUCUCCACACUGUUGGAAAAGGAUGACCGUUCUGUACGUAUAGCUGCUGGUGAAGCGCUUGCUCUUUUAUUUGAGAUGGGAACUCUAGAGAAGUUUGAUGCCAAAGCCAAAGGGUGUGCUAAUGGCUCGGUGGAAGAAGAAGAAAGUGUAUCCCAUGAGGCAUUGGUAGACAUGGAUAGAUUAAUAUCUAAAGUCACUAAUCAAAUUAGAGACCUCGCUGUAGAGGCAGGUGGUAAAGGUUGUGCUAAGAAAGAUCUCAACACACAAAGAAGUUUGUUCAAAGAUCUUGUUGAGUUCCUUGAGAGUGGAGUAGCACCUGAAACCUCUACAAAGGUUGGAGGGACCUCUAUAGAGACGUCAACGUGGUGCCAGAUGAUACAGUUGAAUUUUUUGAAGCAUUUCCUUGGGGGUGGCUUUAUCAAGCAUAUGCAAGAGAAUGAGUUCCUUCACGAUGUGUUUAGUUUCACUCCAAAGAAGAUUGGUGGACAUUCUACGAUGACUAGUGAAGAAAAGAAGUUUUUUCAAUCACCAAACUCAGCUGUCAGCAAAGCAAGGACGCAAUACAUGAAGAAGCAGAGGAUCUCUAACAAGGAGGUUUUCUUCAUUUAGUAGUUGAUUUGUUUUAAAUCAACGUUUUCAAAUUUGUAAAUGACAAAUUUUCGGUUGUUAUUCAAUUUGAAAAUUCCAGUGUUAUUGAAAAUUA